Oncorhynchus keta (chum salmon) is the source of this 3128-nucleotide messenger RNA. Its product is annotated as alanine aminotransferase 2-like. The transcript has 11 exons. Lineage: Eukaryota; Metazoa; Chordata; Actinopteri; Salmoniformes; Salmonidae. Gene Ontology annotation, biological process: biosynthetic process. The coding region runs from base 557 to 1828 and encodes 423 amino acids. The record is from RefSeq and is a predicted model, not a curated record. Gene Ontology annotation, molecular function: pyridoxal phosphate binding; L-alanine:2-oxoglutarate transaminase activity.
UGGGCUUGGAGAAAUGGAACCACUCUCAAAUGUAUAGACAGAGCUAUGGAUGCAAGGACUAACCGUCGAUGAUAACAACUUUGGCAAAGAAGGGGGUCGAGUGAUAAGUGGCAGAUAUGUGAGAGCAGAACUAAUAAACGGGCUCUGCCCGAUUACUAAAAUGGCCACCCCUGUCAGAACUACAGAUCACAAAAUGGCCGACCGCCAAAACUACAAGUCCCAGAAGCAAGGGGAACCCUCAGAAGGUGGAGCCGAUUCACAGAUAAAGGGUCAAGAAAAACCAGGAAGAGGAAGAGAGAGUGCUGGAAGGAACUAUGAACAAUAGAGAAAGAGACUAUAGAGAUUGGCUGGAUUUACCGUGUAUGAGCUGGAUUGUUUUGGACUUACCUGUUGGCGUUUGGACCUGGACCUACCGAGAACCCGAUUUGUGUACCGAACCCUGCUAUCCUUGACCUCGCCUACGGCCUGGGUGGACCAGGACGGAGAAACAAACACACAGGGGGUUGAUAAGCCUUUUACAGAGGUCAUCAAGGCCAACAUUGGUGAUGCGCAUGCUAUGGGCCAGAAACCAAUCACAUUUCUCCGACAGGUUGUAGCGCUCUGCGCCUACCCAGAUCUCCUAGAAGACGACAAGUUUCCAGAGGACACUAAAAAUAGAGCACGGCGCAUCCUUCAGGCCUGUGGAGGGGGAAGUAUAGGUGCAUACAGUGCUAGUCCAGGCAUUGAGAUCAUACGACAGGAUGUGGCUAAAUAUAUUGAGAAGCGGGACGGUGGCAUCCCCAGUGACCCCGACAGCAUCUACCUCUCCACCGGGGCCAGUGAUGCCAUAGUGACCAUGCUAAAGUUGUUGACGUCAGGCGAGGGGAAGAACCGUACAGGGGUGAUGAUCUCCAUCCCUCAGUACCCCCUCUACUCUGCUGCUCUGGCUGAGCUGGCGGCUGUCCAGAUCAGCUACUACCUGGAUGAGGACAAGUGCUGGAGCCUGGACGUCAAUGAGCUGAGGAGGGCUGUGAAGGCAGCCAGGGAGCACUGUAACCCCCGCGCCCUCUGCAUUAUCAACCCUGGCAACCCCACAGGUCAGGUCCAGAGCAGGCAGUGCAUUGAAGAUGUGAUCCGAUUCGCUGCUGAGGAGCACCUUUUCCUGAUGGCUGAUGAGGUGUACCAGGAUAAUGUGUAUGCGGAGGGUUGCCAGUUCCACUCCUUUAAGAAGGUUCUGUUUGAGAUGGGACCAGAGUACUCCAGUGUUGUGGAGCUGGUCUCUUUCCACUCCACCUCCAAAUGCUUCAUGGGAGAGUGUGGUUUCAGAGGAGGGUACAUGGAGGUGGUUAACAUGGACCCUGAGGUGAAGUUGCAGCUGACUAAGCUGAUGUCUGUGCGGCUGUGCCCCCCCAUCCCUGGGCAGGCCCUACUGGACCUGGUGGUCAAUCCCCCUCAGCCUGACGAGCCUUCCUAUGCCACCUUCAUCAAGGAGCGUACUGCCAACCUGGAUAUCCUGGCUGAGAAGGCCAAGAUGACAGAGCAGGUCCUCAACACGGUCCCAGGGAUCCACUGUAACCCUGUCCAGGGAGCCAUGUACACCUUCCCCCGCCUAUCACUGCCAGAGAAAGCCAUCAACGCGGCAAAGGAGAAAGGCCAGGCUCCAGACAUGUUCUACUGUAUGAAGCUGCUGGAGGAGACUGGUAUCUGCCUGGUUCCAGGUAGUGGCUUCGGGCAGAGAGAUGGAACCUACCAUUUCAGGAUGACCAUCUUACCUGCAACUGAAAAGCUGAAGGUUGUAUUGGAAAAGAUCAGGGAGUUUCAUAAGCGGUUCACAGAGGAGUUCUCAUAACCCCACUCCUCUUCCCAGUCUGGUCUGUAACAAAACCCCACUGCUCUUCCUAGUCUGGUCUUUAACAAAACCCCACUCCUCUUCCCAGUCCGGUCUUUAACAAAACCCCACUCCUCUUCCCAGUCUGGUCUUUAACAAAACCCCACUCCUCUUCCCAGUCCGGUCUGUAACAAAACCCCACCCCUCUUCCCAGUCUGGUCUUUAACAAAACCCCACCCAUCUUCCCAGUCCGGUCUUUAACAAAACCCCACCCAUCUUCCCAGUCUGGUCUUUAACAAAACCCCACCCCUCUUCCCAGUCCGGUCUGUAACAAAACCCCACCCCUCUUCCUAGUCCGGUCUGUAACAAAACCCCACCCCUCUUCCCAGUCCGGUCUGUAACAAAACCCCACCCCUCUUCCCAGUACGGUCUGUAACAAAACCCCACCCCUCUUCCUAGUCCGGUCUGUAACAAAACCCCACCCCUCUUCCCAGUACGGUCUGUAACAAAACCCCACCCCUCUUCCUAGUCCGGUCUGUAACAAAACCCCACCCCUCUUCCCAGUCCGGUCUGUAACAAAACCCCACCCCUCUUCCUAGUCCGGUCUGUAACAAAACCUCACCCCUCUUCCCAGUCCGGUCUGUAACAAAAUCCCACCCCUAUUCCCAGUCUGGUCCAGUAUGUAACAAGACCCCACCCCUCUUCCCAGUCCUGUCCAGUCUGUAACAAAACCCCACCCCUCUUCCCAGUCCGGUCUGUAACAAAACCCCACCCUUCCUCCUCAGAAACUGGUUGGAGAGAUGGUGAAAAUAUCUAACUGAAAGAGUGCCAGUGUGUUACCAACACACCCCCUGUUCGAGACUCUCCCCUCUAGUGUCCUAGACUUGACAUUAAAAGAGGAGCAAUGUGUUAAGAAACUACACUUUUUAGCAUGGUACCUGGCAUGCUGUUCUGUUUCAGCUAAUUGUUUAAAUUGUGUGUCAGACAGCAUCUACACAGUGUACAUAUGUGAUAAUGUUUUAGUCAUUUUCAGUUCAUGACUACUGACACAUGAUUGUGUCAGUUGAGGGUUUUACUUGUUUUGCCAAUCUAGUUUUACAGGUUAUAAAGCUAUAUUAUGAUCAGUCGUACUAUUAUCAGUAAAUAGUUGGCAGAGGUGUGCUUUUAUUGCAUGCCAGAGGGAGUGCAAUGGCUGUUGCGUUGAAAAAGGAUACUGUGAACUACUGUGUGUACGGUGAACAGUCUGAAUGUAGUUACAGUAUUUAAUAACCAUGUUGAUUUUUAUCUUGAAUUGUAAAAAUAUAAAUGAAAGUGUAAUUUA